Messenger RNA from Morone saxatilis (striped sea-bass), 1936 nucleotides. It is a transcript of the gene homezb, whose product is annotated as homeobox and leucine zipper encoding b. The coding region runs from base 110 to 1483 and encodes 457 amino acids. The transcript has 2 exons. Gene Ontology annotation, cellular component: nucleus. Lineage: Eukaryota; Metazoa; Chordata; Actinopteri; Moronidae. Gene Ontology annotation, molecular function: DNA binding; DNA-binding transcription factor activity, RNA polymerase II-specific. The record is from RefSeq and is a predicted model, not a curated record. Gene Ontology annotation, biological process: regulation of transcription by RNA polymerase II.
CUAUUACCUGAUAUUUACAGUCAGCUAAAGCUAACAAACGGAGGAAUGCUCUGGUGCGCAGCCGCAGCUCAAUCGAUCAGCGGUGCUGACAUUACCACUGAAGAGAAAGAUGAGGCAGACAGCUGAUGGCCUCAGACAAAAGACAAAUGCCACACCUGGAGAGACUUUAUCAGAAAUGAACAUCGCCCCAGUGGCUUUAAGUCUCAACCAGACCAGUAUACUGUGUCUCCCCCUGGUGUCUGACAGUAAGAGGCUUAUAUGGGUCCACUCUAAUGAGGUCAACCUACAGCUGGAUGGUGCAGGAGAGCUGGACAAGGCCUUCGAUAGGUUCCCAUACCUGACGCAGAAACAGACGGAUGCACUGGCACAGCGCUGCUCCCUGCACCCAGACCACGUGAGGGUGUGGUUCAUGGUACAGCGGCUCCGCUACGGCAUCAGCUGGGACUACAAAGAUAUCAACAAGGUUCGGAGGAUGUUCAAGUCAAGUCAGAGAAAGGAAGCGCUGCAAAGGGGUGGAGGAGACGUUAGGGAGCAACAGAGUGCAAGUAAGGGAAGAAUGAUGGGAAAAAAUGUGAGGGCUAAUAAGCGUUGGGAGAGAAAAAUGAAGCAGGAGCAGCCAACGAAGAAAGAGAAGGACAGAAAAGUAGAAGAACUAGAGGAAGACAAGGGGAAUACUCAGAAAAAGCGGAAAAGGGUGAGAGUGGGCGACAAGAAGCGAAAGAAGAGAGCAGGAGAAGUAGAAAUAACAGGUGAUGAAGUUGUGAGGGAGUCCACCAAAACCCACCAGAAGAAAAAGAAACCAAGAGCAAGCAAAAGAUUACUGUCUGUCCAAGAGUGGCCGGCCUACAAGAGCUUUGUGGUGCCUGAUGAGGGGCUGGACGUGCGUUCUCCACUCAUGCCCCUUCUUCAAACUCCAGCCUUUGGUCUGUCUCCACUCACUGACAACCAGACGCCCAAUAUUCACAUGACCCCCCUGAAAAGCGGCUUUGAGAGGAAAACAAAAAUGGAAGCCAAGCUGGAGGGAGAACUGUGGGCAGAGUCAAUAAACCACAGUGGUACCGUCACUGAUGUUGGCCUACUGAAGGAGCUCAUAGAAGUGACCAAUAGCCCUGCUGCUGCAGACGGCACUCGGCCCCGCACGAAGACGCAGCCCCAGUUGGACAUGAUGAGGUUGGCGUUCUUGCACUGCCAGUAUCCGGACAGCGAUGACUACAACUUACUGGCGCAGCUGAUCGGCGUCCCCCGCUACGACUUGGUUCAGUGGUUCGGCGACAUGCGCUAUUACAUCAAGAAAGUGAAGCCGGGCUGGAUGAAUCCAGAGCAGCACAGCCAGGCGCUGGCCAACAUCAAGUACCGGCAGUGCCUGAACACGCUGGUAAAGGCCCAGCCCAGUGAGGGCGGCAGAAAGGCAACCUGCAAGGUGAAGCCUGACAAGAGUAAGAGCUGGGGCGAGGAUGAGAGCGUGCAGGCGCCUCCAGAGUAGAAAUUAUGCCACAGCCUGUGUACCUAAUAUUCCACCGGGGGGGAUCUUAAUAUUUGGAGAGAUGCAUCAAAAAAUGUUUUUAUGAGGGUGCAACUGUUUGUUAUGUUGGACUUUAAGACAGCUUUUAUUACACAGAUGUUUGAUAAAAGGCAGUGUAUUGUUGUUAUACUCACUUAACAUGUUGGUUAACGUGUAAGAUUCUUGUUUGCGAUCUUGAUGCAGUUACGAAUCAUUGAGUCCCUUUGUGCUGUGCAGAUGUUUUUUUUAUUGACAUUCAAGUUAACACUUUUAUUGCUUGUUGUUCGAACAUGACUCGUCCUGUGAUUAGUUACAACAAAAACGUUCAUAAACUACAAAAUGAAUGCUCUGUUCUUUUUUUCAAGAAAGUUCACCUGCCAGCCCAUAAUCCAAACCAAAAUUAACAAAAAUAUAGUACAAUUCUAGGAUAUUAUG